Molecule: messenger RNA, 819 nt
Organism: Aspergillus fischeri NRRL 181
Lineage: Eukaryota; Fungi; Ascomycota; Eurotiomycetes; Eurotiales; Aspergillaceae
Gene: gliK
Product: gamma-glutamyl cyclotransferase gliK
Exons: 2
Coding region: 1-819 (272 amino acids)
Molecular function (GO): gamma-glutamylcyclotransferase activity
Source: RefSeq, a predicted model, not a curated record
AUGAAGAAAGCAACGUUGCAAGACCCUCACGGGGGAAUCUGGUACUUUGCCUACGGCUCCAACUUACGCCUAUCUGUACUGGAAAAUCGAGGCAUCAAAGCACUGGAUAUUAAGGCUGUUAUUGUCCCCUCCCACUACCUGACUUUUGACAUCUUUGGCAUCCCGUACGCUGAGCCUUCGUUUGCCAGCGUCGCCCCUUUCGCCCCAGACAAGAACACCACCCUACGACUCGGCGAUUCACCCGCUCGUCGCGACGUUCCUCCAGUCCAGGGACUCGCCUAUCUUUUGAACCCCAGGGAUUACCGGCAGCUGGUCAUCAGCGAAGGCGGCGGAGUGGCUUACGAUGAGGUCGAGGUCCAUGCCUCGAUCCUCGACGAGGACGGCAAACCCGACCCAGGCAGUAUCUUGAUUGCUCGGACCUUGCAAGCCAAGUAUCCCUGGCGACCUAACGGUGCACCCAGUGCGCGCUACCUGGGUCUCAUCUCGACGGGAUGCAAACAGAAUAAGCCGCUCACGGCAUACAGCGCCUAUAUUGAUUCCUUACCGUCGUAUGAGCCGCCGACAUCCUUCCAUGCGAAGGUGGGAGGUCUUCUUUUCCUGAUGUUUUGGCGUCCGCCUCUUCGUCUGUUGAUUCGACUCAUCAGGGUGAACACGGACAAAGACGGACAUUGUCCGCAGUGGCUCGGUUGGAUUAUUUUGACUCUGUAUGGGCUGAUGUGGUCAUAUCACGAUACUAUCCACUCGAAAAUCUGGGGGCGAGGCGAUGGCCGGAAACUAUAUUUUGAAGAGGCUACAGGGGAGAAAGUGCUAAAUGGUUAG